CCAGGAAUCGAUACCGUCCCGUAACGUGCUAUACUAGCAUGCGCAAACCACUCACGCGGACAGAAUCGAUAUUUUGUUUUGUUUGUUGUCUCUGGUGGUUCAGGUCGAGGUAUAAAAUGUAGGGCCGUAGAUCUUAUCCUUACUUGACGGGACUCGAUACACUGUGUUAUGAUUUGUUAUGUUUGUUGAUUUAUGAGUGCAAAGUUGUAUGGAGUUUUUAUGCCCACACUUGCGUAAAAAGUCUGGCCAUUAAAUGAAAAGUAACACAGGGUGCCCAGAUGAUGUCCAUUAGAAUGUCCACCUCAAAUGACAAGACAUGAAGCUGUAUUCGUCAUGUCCGCUUUGUUUCCCAGGGGAGGUCACCAGAUUCGAUUAGCACUACUAUUGAUCUGCAUAACUUCAGCUCAUUCAUUGAUAGAAUGGGUCGUCAAACCAGAAAAUACUUCACUACCUCUGGGACAAGAUGUUGUGUUCUCUUGCCUGGCCAAGUCUGCUGAUGCGAGCGACACAUCUGCCAGCUUGGCUUACCGAUGGUCUUUCGAUGGCGGCAAAGUACAAGACAGGGUGUCCAGAUUUUCCAACAACUCUCUGUUUGUACCAGGUUUAACAGAGGCUGACCUUGGAGUAUACACUUGUGAAGUAUCAAGGGUCACAGAAAAUGGAAAUGUCUUAGAGUCUGUGUCUGCCAGCGCGCUACUCAUAAAAUCUUAUCUCGAACCUUUCAUUAUCAAUCCAAGUUCAGUGUCUGCCAGCCUUGGUGACACUGUCGUCCUGACAUGUGUCACUGGUAAAAGCUCGCCAAGAAUUAAGGUAAAGUGGUUACGAAAUGGUGGCGAGUUUCAGAAAGCCUUCCAGCAGAUAGCCUCAUUUGGUGACUAUGAUCCAACUGGUUUGACUGUGCAGUGGUCAAUGAAGUUGACAUUAGACAUCUCUGAAGAUGUCUUUGGUGCCUACAGUUGCCAAGCAACCAAUGAGAUGUUGUCUGUCUCUGUCUUCAGUAAAGAAGCCAAUGUAACCUAUAUUGAUAUCCCAAGUGUUGGAAAUACAUCAGCACUUGACUGGAGCCUUCCAUCUUCACUGAUACUAAAAGAAGGUUCUAGCUUCAUAAUGCCUUGCAUGACAAAGCCUAGCAAAGAAAUACCCAUCGUUACAUGGUAUCGUGAAAAUUCCAUCUUGAAUGCCACAAGUCGAGUGUAUGUUUUGACCAAUCGAAGCCUUGCUUUUUUUCCUUACCUAGCCAGUGACAAUGGGAAUUACUCUUGUGCUGUUUCAAACUCUGCUGGGGUUUUUGUCUCUCCAAGUAUCUCACUGACAGCAGCAUACCUGUCACUUGCAUUCCGAAAGCAGCCAUCAGAUACAAAUUCUUUUUUGGGAGAUAAUGUCACAUUAUUUUGUGAUCCACCUGACAGUGUUCCUGCAGCAGAAGUCAUCUGGUACAAGGAUUAUUCUCCCUUGAAUGUGACUUCGAACAGAAUCAGACUUCUAGGGCAUGGCCUUUACUUGUACUCAGCAAAACUUAUAGACAGGGGCAUUUAUUACUGUGUAGCAAUAAACAAUUGGAGUUCUCCUUCCAUCAGGACUUCAGCCACAGCUCAACUUACUGUCAAAGGUCCACCAAUUAUAAUGGAUCCACCUCUGAGCACCAAAAUAGUCCGAGGUAAACCACUUCAGCUUACCUGUAGAGUUGAUGGUGAACCUUUCCCUACAACCACAUGGUUAUUUCAGGGCAGAAAUCUCACACAGACUGGAACAGUCACAUUAGUAGAACAAGGUCAGGUGCUAUGGAUCAAUGAUAUGGGGAAAGAAUGGGAAGGCCAGUUUACUUGUGUGACCAGCAAUCAGUUUGGAACAAUUACAGCAGAGGCUCUAGUCACUGUCAUUGUUGCCCCUGUGUCACUGAGUUCUAUUGGGGACAUAGUGUCUAAAGUUGGAGACUCACUGAGGAUACCCUGUUAUGUGGUCAGUGAUCCACAGCCAACAGUAGUCUGGUUUUUAAAUGGCUCAAGUGUAUCUCAGCUCAGUACCACAUCCGAUACUUCAUUACAUAUAGACUAUGUAACCACCAAGCAUGCUGGGAUGUACACCUGCCUGGGAUACAAUGAGGCUGGUAAUGCUACAUCAUCUGGCAGUUUGACAGUCAAUGUGAUUCCAUCUGUGUCAGUGCCCCUGAAAAAUGUUAGUGUUGUGACUGGUCAGUACAUAACAUUCACCUGUGAAUUUGAUGGACAGCCUUCACCUUUCAUCUUCUGGUUGUUCAAUUCUAGUUUACCUGUACCAAGUAAUGCCAGGCUGGGACAGAAGAACAGUUCACUGACCAUUGGUCCAGUUAGUUGGGACAACCAGGGAGUCUACACCUGUAUGGGUGAGAACAUAGUUGGCAGAGCGCUCUCAAAUUCCUACCUCAAUGUCCAAGUACCUCCACAAGUCACUACCAUCACAUUCCCUCAAGGUCUAGUCAGACAACUCUCCAGGUUUGUUUUAUCCUGUACAGCAUCAGGCAUUCCCACCCCUACAAUACAAUGGAUAUUCCAGAAACAGCCAAUCAAUUCAUCUGCCAAUGGGAGAGUCCAAGCAAGGGAGAUGGGGGUAGUGAAUGUGGAGUUUGCAUUAAAAAAUGACAGUGGUGCCUAUGAAUGUUGGGCCAGUUCAAGUGCUGGAGAAGACCACAAGAUAGCAACUGUAACUGUUUAUGGUGCUCCAACACCUCCCAGCUUAUCAAGUGUCUCUCCAAGAACUUUUGACUCUGUCAGCGUACAAUGGAAUUGGUCGAAUCAAGGGGACAUGACCAACAGAGUGGAUCAGUUUCAAAUAUCCUACAGAGAAAAACUAAAUGAGGUGAUUGUAGUAUCUCCCACCUUAUACUCUGCUAAUGAUUCUCAAGGUUUUGUAUCGGGUCUGAAACCAUACACCAUGUAUGUUUUUACUAUCACUGCUCUAAAUGACGCUGGCGUCAGUGACAGCAGCAACCCUUUGACAGUUACCACCAAUCAGUCCUAUCCUUCCACCCCUUCUAAUGUGUUAGUUUCUAAUGUCACAUCUGUGACUGCUACUUUGAGAUGGGAGCCUCCAAGUGAACCAAAUGGCAUAGUCAGGAUGUACCUGAUGAGAUACAAAGUAGCCAGAGAAAGUUCAGAUUAUGUAUUUGUAAAUAUAACAGCUUCCCAGAUUCCAUCUAUUGAGAUCUUAAUGUCACCACUGUUGCCUUAUACACAAUAUAUAGUUCAGGUUCAAGCUGCUAAUACUGAAAAUAGAAUGGAACUCUGGGGUAACUUCUCCACUCCUGUUACAUUCCAAACUUUACCCUCAUUGCCGGCUAAGUCACCACAGAAUGUACAAGGUUUUGCUGCUGAUCCUUACUCUAUCAAAGUGCUCUGGCAGGUUGAUUCUGUUCAGGACCUGAAUGGACCAAUUUUAUAUUAUUAUAUCAUUUGCCUCAACAACGAAUCUAAACUAAAUACCACUCUGAAGGUAGAUAAAUCUGUAACAGAAGCUCUUAUCUCUGGACUUCACCCAUGGAGAAUGUAUAGUGUCCAAGUGUAUGGCGUUAAUGAGGCUGGGGCUGGUCCAAUGUCACUGGCCAUCUCUAUAUGGACUCUAGCUAUUGCACCAAUAGCUUCCCCGACGUCAUUCACAGUUACUGAUUAUUUUGCCACAGGCUUUAAACUACAGUGGAAGCCUGUAGAGGUAAGUCUGCAGACAUGUAAUAUAACUGGAUACAAUCUACAGUUCAGAGUUCAAGGGAAAACUGAUUGGGUUGAACAUUGGAUUCCCUCCUACAAUGUUACUAUGUUUUCUGGCUUUUUCGAAACAUUACUUGACUCUUUGAAUCCUUGGACUUCGUAUGAAAUUAGAUUAGCAGCCUACUGUGACAAUGUCUCACCAGGAUUAGGUCCCUUUACAUACCCACUUCUUUCAAAAACAUUACAAGGAAUUUCAGGUCCUGUGAUUAAUGCAAACUACUCAGCUAGUUCUGACAGCAUCUGGUUGUCGUGGCAACCACCUGCUGAGCCCAAAGGGGAUGUGACUAGCUAUGAUGUCGCUCUGUACCCAGCCACAAGCACAGAAAAUACAAAAGCUCAAGUGAUAUUCCAAACAGAAGCGACCAGUCUAGUAUUGACUAGUCUUUCACCGGAGACUAACUACAGUAUUAGUCUACAAGCAGUGAAUGGUGCUGGCCGUGGUGAAGCCAUUCAUAUUCUUGUGACUACAUCUGCCUUGAUAGUGUCAACUUUGAGCAGUGAUGUGUUUGAAGUCAGCACAGAGUAUCUGACACACAUGACUUAUGAGGUGAGCAAUGUGACUGGAUUCUUCCUAGCCCAGCAAAGUGACCUCCCCAUCAAACAAAACCUGGCAGCCAUAGUGGCAGGAAGUAUAGUUGGUACCAUCGCCUUGGUUAUCGUGACAGUUUUCAUCUGUAUUAAGUGCAUCAAGUACAGAAGGAAACAAAGAUUGAAUUAUGUUGUAGAAGAAGCUGAGAAUGAAGAGCCUGUUAGCACUUACAGACCUUUGGAACCUCCAGUACAGUCAUCCUUCACCCCUUCCUUCCAUUUCACUGAUAACACAGAGGCCAAGCCUGCACCUAUCACAAGCUCACAAUCAGUGCCAGUCAUCACAGUAACACAGCCAAGUGCCUUAAAUGAGAAUAGUGUCAGCAGUAGUACCAACAGUAGCCAUGGAUUCCAAGAAAAACCAAAGCAGAAAAGUCAUCUAUUGCCUAAAAUUUCUAUAUCAUUUGCCUACACAAAGCUGGAUGAUGAUCAGCCUGGGGCUGAAGCAAAUGUCUCUGAAGGCUAUGAGAAUCCUGGUUUUGCUUUUGCUAUAACCAAGGAGAAGACAAGUGCAAGUUUUUUAUCUAUCCCAGGAUUAUCAGAUAGCUAUUCUGACACAGCUUCAAUCUCUUCUGAGACACUCCGACGUAAUCACAGGAUGCGUAGUGAAGUUGCAGCAGCUAUAGCCUUCAUGAGGAUCCACAAGGGGGAGCCCUUAGAUGAAACAGACAUUCUUAUAGAGAACGAAAUAGAAGCAGAAGUUAUCUUCAGUGAAAGGACAAUGGUUUAAUUGUUGCUGCUUAAGUUAGAGCCCUUGUUUAAACACUGCUGCAAUCGUAAAUCAAUGCCUAGUGCUUCCUGUGUUGAAAUGCUGAUCCCUUGUGUGGCCAGGCUGUCCUAGGCAGGAUCAACUCGCAGGCAUAUAUUGACUAUAAAACUGAAAGAGAACUAAUGAUGCUGACAAUGAAAUGGCAAAAAGGAAUAAAAUUCUUUUUCUGCACAAUGAACUAAGUGCUGCCCUUGGAUUUUGUGAUGCCAGGAAAUGGGAGGAACUUCUUUAGUUAAUUCCUUAUGACUAUUGUAGUGUUGAGUUUUAUCCUAGUACAAGCACAUUAGAAUAAAUUGUUUAAAGCUCAAAACAAAGAAAUGAAGUUUGUAGAUGUUAAUUUUCCUUUAUUCUAGACUUUGGGAUGUGUCCCCCCCCCCCAUUUGCAUAGUGAUAUUAAUUUCAUGAACAGAUUUUCUUAUUUUUGUCCCUGCAAUGUCAUUGCUUAUUGAUGUUAUAAUAACAUCCUUGUGGUAUUGCUGCCUAAUUAGAGUCAUUGAUUCUUUGUUAGUUCUCGCUAAUUUGAUCUGCCAGUAAUGUCCUUGAAUAUCAAAGCUUUCUUCCGUUGCUGAGGCUAUCAUCAUUCUGAAGCCACGUCAUUCUGAGGCUAUCAUCAUUCUGAAGCUACGUCAUUCUGAGGCUAUCAUCAUUCUGAAGCUACGUCAUUCUGAGGCUAUCAUCUUUCUGAAGCUACGCCAUUCUGAGGCUAUCAUCAUUCUGAAGCUACGUUAUGUGCAUAGUUUCACGACGUUGUGUUAACAUAUCACUAGUUUUGUUCUUCUGCUUCUCUUAAUUACUGCCUUUACUUUUCUAUAAUUUAUCACAGUGCCAUCCAGUCAACAUGUACACCUCUGUUACAACGAUUCUAUAUUGAUAUAAAUGGUUCAACUGUCCCAUGUAAAUUAUUCUGAAUACCAAGCUCUCAGUACUGACAUUGAAAGUCUUAUCUACACUGUAUUGAUUGCUUAUUUUUACAUUUCAAAAUGCUAAUUUCACUUCAUUAAUCAGUGCAAUAUUUAAUAUUUUGUUUGAUUUGUAUACAAAUAUGGUGAAAUAAUAGGCGUUUUGUGACAUUGGUAUUUUAUUUCAAUGGUAUUAUUAAUUAUACAGUGAAGACAAAUCGGAAUAACAAACUCCAAUUACGUUUUCCAGGAUGGCUGCCUGGUCGUGCGGUUUGCACGCUGGACUGUCGUUCAGAUUUAUCGAUGGUCCCAGGUUCAAACCCUGCCCGCUCCCAUCCCCCGUCGUCCUGCGGGAGGUUUGGACUAGGAAGUAAUUAUCUUCAACUCUGAAGGAACAUCCGAAACAUGUAAAACAUUUUACAAACAUUUUUCAUUCCAAGAUCAUUUGUAAAUAAUAAAAGAUUGUGUAUUACUAUAAGAAGAUUUGGUAGAAGUUUGAGAUUAAUAAUUUACAGGUUUGUUGUUUUAUUCACAUAGAUAUAUAAAUAUAUAUAUAUCAGCCAGGUAUGCAACCAAAUAAGUUGGGUGAAGAUGCUGAGAUUCUUGACCAGUGUUAAAUUUUUUAAAAAGUUAGUAUUUUUGUUUUCUAAUGUAAAUGAUUUAUUCUGUUGUUUCUGGGAUUGAAAUCUAUGUGAACUGUUGGUCUUGAGGAUUCCCCUCUAGUCAGUGCAUGGGAAAAUACAGAUUAUGUCAGACCAGUGACGUGGCAAUGAGAUAUAAUGGUCUAAACUGCCCACAGGUUGCGACAUCGCAGGUCAGUAUUCAGGCCUUCUAUAAUGGUUGGUUUUGAUUAGAUCCACUCUUAUGGCAAUAAUUGUUUCUCACUGAUGUAUGUGUUAAUUUUUAAGCAAUUUGAUAUCUGACAUGAUUCAACUCAAAACGAUAAAUUAAUAAUGUUGAGCUGUAAAUGUUUUAUUCAAGUUUGAUUGAAUAAAAUGAAGAAUUAGUUAAUGUAUUAUAUAGUUAAUGCAUCAAUUGUUUUAGUUCAAAACUUAUUUAUGUACUUAAUACCCCGUACAUCGAUGCUCUUAAUAUUAAUAUGAUCUCUAUCAUGUGUGGUCUCCAAGUCUUUGAUAUAGCCACAUCAGGUAUUUUAUACAUUAUAUAUUUUCAUAAUAUAGUCACACCUUGGUAUACAAUAUAUAAAUUCUUUCUAUGUUCAUAAUAUAGCCACAUCUAGGUAUUUUACACAUUUUAUGAUCAUAAUAUACCCACAUCUAAGUAUUUUACACAUUUUUUGUUCUUAAUUAAGCCACAUCUAGGUAUUUUAAACAUUUUUUGUUUAUAAUAUAGCAACCUAAGCAGGAUAAUUUGGUUCAGUGGUCAUUUUGGCAGCCCCGCUUUGUCAAAUGUUUUAGCACAUCUUAUAUGUUCAUUUUAUUAUGUCUUAAGAAAAAGUGAUCAAUAUUAAUGUUUUGUAUUUGCAUUAGUAUUCAAAAGUGGUUUUUUUUAUGUUAAGAAUAAGCUAUUUUUGUCCCUUAAGAUUUGGGAUUCAAGUUUGUGGUGUACCAUUUGGUAUGUGACUAACCUCAUGAUGUGUGUGUAAGGGUUUUAAGAUUGUCCAAAAACAAAAUGAAAGAAUGAUAGAGACAAUGAUAGGAAAAAAAUGGAUGCAAUUUUGUGUUUUUACUCACAAAAAUCAUAAUCUUUAUUAUCCAUAAAAAAAUUUGUGUUUGACAUACUGCUCUUUUGAACAGCUGAUUGAUAAAAGAUUGGAACAGGAGGGAAGCAGGUCAACAUCUCAAGUAUGACUCUGACCUAUUCUAGUUGGCAGUAUGUUUUUCAUGAAAUAGUCCAAACUUUUAUUACAAUUAAUAGUACAAAUAUUGUUAGAAGAAAAAUGCUGGUAAUAAAGUUUUGUGGGGGUUUUUAUUAUUGUCAGAGGUUUAGGGGCCAAAAUGGCUUGCGCCAAAACAAGGCUGGCUGAAGCUGAUUCGACCCAUUGCUUCAAUUGGGCACCGCGCCUGGCAGGAGCCCUGCAAUAUAUAUUAAACAUAUCACUGUCAGCUAUGGCUCUUGUCACUGGCUUAAAGGGUUAACAUAUUUAGUGUAAGAUUGACGCUACUUUUAUUAACUCGCUGAUGCCUAUUGUACUUCAGUUGCUUCCUAUACAUAUGUUGGUAUAAUGAUCUAAUUGAUGCUAAUAGCUGCUUUUUUUUUAAUUCAGAAGAGGAGCCUCGCAAGCAUCCAUUAGUUUGCAUCAAAACAGCUUUGUUAAAAUGUUACAUAGUUAAUAUAACACUGAAAAAGCACAUCUAGGUAUUUUAAACAUUCUGGUUUCACAUCUAGGUAUUUUAAACAUUCUACUUUCACAUCUAGGUAUUUUAAACAUUCUGGUUUCACAUCUAGGUAUUUUAAACAUUCUGGUUUCACAUCUAGGUAUUUUAAACAUUCUGGUUUCACAUCUAGGUAUUUUAAACAUUCUGGUUUCACAUCUAGUUGUAAUAUUAAUUCUAUCCACAUUCAUUAAGAUUACUAGUCCCAAAUCUUAAAUUUUGCCCCAUAUUAAUACAGUACUGUAGCAAUAAACCAGACAAUUCUCUUAUUUAUAAUAAUUUUAUUUAUUUAUUUUGGGUGGUUUCUUUUGCUGUUUUGUUAAAUAUCAAACUAGACAGUUCUUGUCUAGAUAUUGUUUGUGAUAUUUUAAAUAAUAGGAAUAACUGAGAAGUGAAUAUCAGUUUAAGGAUUUGUAAUUAACCAAGCAGGAAGAUAGUAAAGAUUAAAAUGUAAAUAUUUUGAUUUUGAAUGAGUAUUAGCUUCUUCUGUCAUUAUUUUGUUCCUAUUUAUUUCAUAUUGAUACAAAUAUUUAUUGAUCAAAAUACUGUAUAAGCUUAUUAUUGUUGGACUGUCAUUCCAGAUAUUUGUAUAUUUUUGUGCAAUAUUGAAAUGUACAAACUUUUCAACCAAAGUGUUAUUUAAUUCCAGAAAAAUAAUUUAAAAUCCAACAUAAUCUGUGAUAGUAAAGCUUGGAUUUGGAUCGUAAGUUACUUUGUCAACUGGAAUUUUUAAUAGAAUACUUUGCUAUCAUCUUCAUCAGUGUUUCCCAAACUGUGUCCUGCAGAACCUUAUGUGUUCCACUAGUAGGUGUUCCAUGAAAUACUGGAAUAGUGAAAUAGUGGGCCACCACGUGAAUUCAUCUCUCUAAAAAAAAUUAAGCAAAGUGUUGCCCUAAAUACUCAGAAUGUGGGAAGUGCUCCAUCAAGGAGAAAGUUUGGGAACCACUGGUCCUGUUUUUUGAAACAAUGUAAUAUUUUACUAUGUGAGGAGUAAUUACAUAAGGUGAACAAUGUCAACCAAGUUGUUUGAUUUACUUGCUUGUUAUUGUUUUAUGAUAGGAAAUAUUAUUAUAACUUUUGUAUCAAGCCUGAAUAUUACCAGAGUGCAUGUUUUCUACUAAAACUCAUCAGUCAAGGGAUGUAAAUCUUGUGUUACAAAGAGAAACAGAGUUGUCCUUUAAUUGCCGCUUUUGUGUCUUAUUAAUUUUGAUGAGUUCUAUUAUAAACUUGGAAGUUCAUUUUGGUGGUCAGUAUUCACAGUAAACAGAAACCUAGUAGCAACAGUUUCAACUAGAUAUAUCCUCACAUGGGGGGGGGGGAGGAAAGGGGGGGAUCUGUUGGCAGGGUGGUAAAGCACUUAGCUUCUAAGCCUCAGGGGUCUAGGUUGGAAUCUCGGCGUGAAGACUGGGAUUUUGAAUUUCAGUACUUUGAGGAUGUCCCUGAGUUCACCCCAUUCUAAUGAGUGCAUGAUAUUACUUGAGGAAAGUGAAGUCGGUUGGUCAUUGUGCCGGCCACACGACACGCUUGUUAACCUUAAGGCUGAGAAACAUGUAUCUGCCCUAUUGAUGGCAAGGUCUGAUGAAAUGGGCUCUUUACUUUUAUGAUGUCCUCCCAUUCCUUUCAUGCACUUGUUUCUACAACUUUUUGUUUUGUCAUAGAUAACUGUUGGUAGCAAUUGUCACUAGCUGACACACCCGGUUUCUUCUUGGGUAGACUAAUUACCUAAACUAUGGAUAGACUAAUUACCUAAACUAUUGAUAGACUAAUUACCUAAACUAUUGAUAGACUAAUUACCUAAACUGUGGCAUUUUACGUCUCGAGAGACGAUCUUUUCCCUUUGCAACUUCUUGUGUGACUAAAGAGGCCAAUCCUUGAUACACAGCUGCGAUCGCAGGUUGGGCAUAUAUAAUCACCAGGCGCCGUUGCAUUUUCACCCUUCGGUUGGUUGGUCGCCUAAACUAUUGAUAGACUAAUUACCUAAACUAUUGAUCACAUCUUUAGAAACAUUUUUUAAAAACUUGUUUUAGUAGUUCGUCAGUUACCAUUCAGAGUACUAUGUUGUACGAUAAACUCACAAUGUACUUAUAAUCUUCUUUUAUCUGCUUCACCCUACAUAAACAGUCAACUAGGUUAUGAAAUACAAUGUUCAGAAGA
Molecule: messenger RNA, 10486 nt
Organism: Biomphalaria glabrata
Lineage: Eukaryota; Metazoa; Mollusca; Gastropoda; Planorbidae
Product: roundabout homolog 1-like
Exons: 31
Coding region: 307-5058 (1583 amino acids)
Biological process (GO): cell-cell adhesion
Molecular function (GO): protein binding
Source: RefSeq, a predicted model, not a curated record